AUGGAAAGAGUUGAGCAGCCAAUAUCUUAUGCUGUUAAAACAGAGAAAGGAACAAUCAUUCGUAGAAAUAGAAGAAAUCUUCUUAGCACGCCGGAAACAUUCGAUCUGCGUUAUGCUGCUGCUGAUGAAAUGGAGAUACCACCUAACCCUUUAGCG
Paramuricea clavata is the source of this 156-nucleotide messenger RNA. The record is from the annotation of a GenBank genome assembly. Lineage: Eukaryota; Metazoa; Cnidaria; Anthozoa; Malacalcyonacea; Plexauridae.